CCACUUCUGACCUUUUACUCCUCUUUAUAAACUCCUACUUGCCUUUCUCUACUCCACCCUCACACCAAAUCAAACAAACAUCCUGAUCUCCUCCCCUCUCCUUUUUGCACUCUUCUUCUCCAUGGCUGUCUCCGUUGAUCCUCUCGUUGUUGGUCGAGUUAUUGGCGAUGUCGUCGACAUGUUUGUUCCUACUGUCACCAUGUCCGUCUACUACGGUUCCAGGCAUGUCACUAACGGCUGUGACAUAAAGCCAUCUACGACAAUCAACCCUCCCAAAGUUAGCAUCAAUGGCCAUUCUGACGAGCUUUAUACUUUGGUGAUGACUGACCCCGAUGCGCCAAGCCCCAGCGAGCCAAGCAUGCGUGAAUGGGUUCAUUGGAUCGUUUCUGACAUUCCUGGAGGAACCAACCCCACCCGAGGAAAGGAGAUCCUGGUUUACAUGGGGCCACGCCCUCCUGUGGGCAUUCACCGCUAUAUUCUGGUGCUCUUCCAACAAAAGGGUCCGUUGGGGCAAGUGCAGCAACCAGCAUCACGGGCUAACUUCAGCACUAGGCUCUUCGCUCAGCACCUCAACUUGGGCCUGCCUGUGGCCACGGUCUAUUUCAACGCUCAAAAAGAGCCCGUCAGCCGAAGGCGUUGAAUGUUGACUGGAUCAAAAAUAAAAAGAUAUCGCAUAUAGUAAGGCAGGAACAGUGCUGACCUCCUCCUACUUUGGCUCUAUGGGAGAGUAUGUUUAAUUAAUUUAUAAUAUCAGUUUUAUGUAAGUAGUUUGGCCAAGUGUCGUGGUACGUUCGAGAAGUGUAAUGCUACUGCCUAUGUAUCUCUUUUAUACGUUUGGUUUGCUUUAAAUUUGAUACUAGUUGCUAACCA
Molecule: messenger RNA, 870 nt
Organism: Theobroma cacao (cacao)
Lineage: Eukaryota; Viridiplantae; Streptophyta; Magnoliopsida; Malvales; Malvaceae
Gene: E12A11
Product: PEBP (phosphatidylethanolamine-binding protein) family protein
Biological process (GO): positive regulation of seed germination; response to abscisic acid
Source: RefSeq, a predicted model, not a curated record